Anneissia japonica is the source of this 2383-nucleotide messenger RNA. Its product is annotated as choline transporter-like protein 4. Gene Ontology annotation, biological process: transmembrane transport. Gene Ontology annotation, cellular component: membrane. The transcript has a single exon. Lineage: Eukaryota; Metazoa; Echinodermata; Crinoidea; Comatulida; Comatulidae. The record is from RefSeq and is a predicted model, not a curated record. Gene Ontology annotation, molecular function: transmembrane transporter activity. Bases 60 to 2225 code for a protein of 721 amino acids.
CCAGAGUGAUAUCGAAAGCUGGACUGCCUCAACUUGUAUAUUCUUUAUAAACGGACAAAAUGGGAAAACGACGAAACAGCGAUGCAUCUGACGAUGAACCUAAAGAAAAAGUAAAGUAUUACGGUGAACCCAAAAAAUAUGACCCGACAUUCGAUGGACCAAUUUCGAACAGGAGUUGUACAGAUAUUAUUUGCUGUUUCGUGUUCGUUUUGUUCCUUGCUGGCCUAGGGGUGAUCAGUGCCAUCGGAUUCCAGAGAGGUAAUGUGGAAACAUUAAUUUAUCCCACAGAUUACCAAGGCCAAGUAUGUGGGAUGUCCGACAAUGUAGCAGAAAAACCCUACCUAUUCUUUUUUGACUACCUGGAGUGUUUGAAUGAAGUAAAACCUCCGAAGUUUGACUGCACCACAUCACUGCAAGUAUGCGUUGAUGAAUGCCCAAAGGAAAACUAUGCCAUCGAAGCUCGAUACUCUAAUGAAUUAGACGAUCCAAACGUCGAUGUCGAUUCCAUCGUUUGGGAUGAUUUCAUUUGUAUCUAUGGAAUAAAUGCAAAAGAAGAAGUAAGCACUAAUGGUUCCACCAUAAAGGACCUUUUGGUUGAAAAUAAAUGUGCCAACUUUUACACAAAAAGUGACGUGUUUACCAGUCGCUGUUAUCCAGAAUUUUUAGUUUCUGACACAGAAAAUGACACCACACCGAAUAACCGAAAAAUAACCGAGGAAGAUCGCGCGGUAGCAUACGACCUGCUAAACUUUCUUCAAAAGUAUGAACGGUUCAAUAGUACAGUAGAGGAUUUAAAAGCAACGUGGCCGUAUAUGGUGGCAGGUAUUACGAUAUCUAUGUUUGCUUCUCUGCUAUAUAUUGUUUUAAUGCGUUGGAUUGCAGCCAUUAUGGUUUGGAGUAGCAUCGUAUUGGUGUUUGCACUAUUAGGGUACGGAACCUACUUCUGUUGGAACGAGCGGAACUGUAUAAAAAAUAACGAUGCUGAUUGUACUUCAGAUACGUUUUCACUUGAUUAUGAAGAAGUUGCGAGUUACGUCAAAAUGGAGCGAACCUGGUAUAUAGCUGCUAUAAUAAUGAGUACAAUGUUAGCAAUUCUCACCCUAAUUAUGUUAUUUCUAUUCAAGCGUAUUCGCAUUGCAAUCGCUUUAAUUAAAGAAGCGAGUAGAGCAGUUUCGUCAAUGCUUUGUUCUCUCUUGUGGCCUGUCAUCCCGUUUAUCAUGCAGCUGGCCUUUUUAACAUUUUGGGCUUUUAGCGUCAUCUUCAUAGCAUCCAUUGUGGAACCACCAUACCAGAUAGCAAAUUCUACCGACGAAUAUACAGACGGUGCGAGUUGUGAACCCACAAUUCCACUUAAUGGAACAACGGAAUGUAUCCUGAUAGGUUAUAACAUCGUCCCAAAUUACGUUUACUGGUUCGAAGCUUACAACCUAGUGGCCUUAUUUUGGAUUUUGAACUUUAUAAGUGCUCUUGGAGAAAUCACACUUGCGGGAGCAUUUGCAAGUUACUAUUGGGCAUUUACUAAACCAGAUGACAUCAAAAACCUACCUCUGCUUCGAUCAUUCUGGAGAAGCAUUCGUUAUCAUAUUGGAUCAAUCGCCUUCGGCUCCCUGAUCAUAACCAUCAUCCAACUGAUUCGGGUUGCCAUACAAUAUGUUGAAGACCAAGUGAGCAAUGCAGAAAAUUUCUUUACAAAAUUUAUUUUCAAGUGUUGUAAAUGCUGCUUUUGGUGUUUAGAAAAAAUUAUGCGGUUUAUAAAUCGCAACGCAUACAUCGAAAUUGCUGUUUAUGGCAAGAAUUUCUGUACAUCUGCCAAAAAUGCAUUCUUUCUCCUCAUGCGAAAUAUAGCUCGAGCCACGGCGCUGAAUGGAAUUUCAAGCUUUAUGCUCUUCGUUGGAAAAAUUGUGAUAACACUCGGGACAGCAUUUGGUGCGUCAGUUUUUUUUCGCAACUACUCGUCGACGUCUCCGAUUGACGUUGAUAGCACAGGUGUGCCAGCAAUGACUUACUUUUGGGCGCCAAUCUUAUUCAUGGCACUAGCCGCGUACAUUGUUGCAAACAGCUUCUUUGGCGUGUACGAUAUGGCGAUCGAUACACUGUUUCUCUGCUUCCUUGAAGACUUAGAGCGACACGACGGAACACCAGAGAAGCCUUAUUACAUGUCAAAACAACUCAUGGAUAUACUUGGAGUGAAAAACAAAAAGAAAAAGAAGGGAUGUUGUCACUAACUGGACAGCAUUGCUUAGAACUAUUACCUUGAUGAACAAUUGAACACGCGUCGCAAAAAUUCUACCAUGUUUAGUGCAGUACGGUACAUAGAGCCUGUUAAAGCAUUACCAAUAUUUGUUGUGUUUGUUUAGAAUUAGUGUAGGCGUAUGUAUUUUUU